UGUAUCUCGUCGAUAUGUGCGAUUGAUAAAAGGGGACGAGAAAGAGGGGACAAUGAAAACGAAAAACCCUCCCUCCCUCCAAAUUGUAAAAUCGAAUAAUCACAAAUCCAAGUAGACGCAUUUGCUUGGUACUGUUUCCUUAUAGUUGAGACAUACAAACUUCAAGAUCGGAGUUGGGUUUCUUAUUGCUCGAAUAUAGAAGUACUUAAUUGUAACCCUGGUUUUGAGUUUAUAUUUGCUUUGAAAUGACGACGUAUACUUGAGCAGCGACACUGAAGGAACGUAAACGAAUGAUUACUUCUCUUUAGGUUAUAAAAUAAUUGUACAAUUUAUACUAUUGAUGGCUUCUGAUAAAUGUGAAGAGGAAGAAGAUCUUGGAAGUGCAUCCAGUGACUCUUUCAUCAAUGAUAGUGAGAAUGAUGAGCCCUCAACAUCUGGUCAAGAUGAUGGGGUGCAUCUUGAGCAACCUCUCACCGAUGAAGACAUUGAAAGGCUAAUUUCAGAGCUCUUGACAGUUGAGAGUAAGGCUGCAGAGGCCCAAGAAGCACUUGAAGAUGAGUCACUUGCAAAAGUGGAAGUUGAAGUUCGGGAUGAGUUAGCACAAUCUCUUGAGGGGGAAGAACUUGAGAAUGCUGUUGCAGAUGAAAUGUUAGCUCUGAGAGAAAAAUGGGAAGAUGAGCUUGAUGACCUUGAAACAGAGAGUGCUCACUUGUUGGAGCAACUUGAUGGAGCAGGAAUUGAACUUCCAAGCCUUUAUAAGUGGAUAGAAAGUCAAGCUCCAAAUGGAUGCUGUACAGAAGCAUGGAAAAAUAGGACUCAUUGGGUUGGAUCAAAUGUUACAAAUGAUGCUACUGAAUCAAUUGCAGAUGCUGAGAAGUAUCUGCAAACUCAUAGGCCUGUUAAAAGACAUCAUGGUAAAUUGUUGGAGGAAGGUGCAAGUGGGUUUCUUCAGAAACGCCUUGCUCCUGAAGAUGAUAAAGAAUCUAAUAAAGAUGUAAAUUGGUCAUCUUUUAAUGAAUUGUGUUCUUCAUCAAGUAAGAACACUUCAUUUGGAAGCAAAAACUGGGCUUCUGUAUACUUGGCAAGUACCCCACAACAAGCUGCAGAAUUGGGACUUAACUUUCCUGGUGUAGAUGAGGUUGAGGAGAUUGAUGAUAUUGAAGGCAGUUUGGAUGAUCCAUUUGUUGCUGCUGCUGUAGUGACAGAGAGAGAACUGUAUAAAUCUGAAGAUCAUAAGAAGAAUAUUAGAAAGGUUAAAGAAGAAGAUGAUGUAAAUAUUGAUCGUAAGCUUCUAUCUCGUUUGAACAAAAAGAGACAAAAAAAGAAGUUAAAGCAGAAGGGUAUCAAGGAAGCUGAGGAAGAAGAUGAUAUGAUGCUUUCAGGGUCAAAACGGUCAUCUGACAGUGUUGAACAAUCUGAUAGCAAGAAGUGCAGAACCGAUGUUGAACAUGUUGCAGUGGAUGGAUCUACUUCUCCAUGCAGUGAAAGUGAAACAAAUGAUCAAAGUGAUCACAAAGGAAAUGGAGAUGCUAAUUCUCCUUCAGGGAGUUCAGAUGAGGAAUUCUGUUGUACAGCUUGUGAUAAAGUUGCUAAUGAAGUGCAUACACAUCCACUUUUGAAAGUGAUUGUAUGCAGAAACUGCAAAUAUCGAUUAGAUGAGAAAAUGAAAGAAACGGAUCCCGAAUGUUCAGAGUGUUUCUGUGGAUGGUGUGGAAAAAACGGGGAUUUAGUAAGUUGCAAAUCAUGCAAAAACUUAUUCUGUACUUCAUGUAUAAAGAAGAAUCUUGGAGAAGAAUAUUUGCUAAAAGCACAAGAGUCCAGCUGGCAAUGCUGUUGCUGCACCCCAAGUAUCCUGCAGCCAUUAACUUCACAGUUACAGAAAGCCUUUGAAUCUAGAAGUGAAUCAUCAUCUUCAAGUUCAGAAAGUGAUUCAGAUGACUCUGAUGAUUCAGAUGACAAUAUCAAGGUUCCCCUUAGCAAAAGGAGAAGGAAGAAGAAAAUCCGAAGAAUCCUUGAUGAUGCUGAAUUAGGAGAAGAUACUAAAAAGAAGAUUGCAAUCGAAAAGGAACGACAAGAACGUCUUAAAUCACUGGAAGCUGAGCGUUUAAAGGCAUUGAAAUCCAUGAAGACAAAUUAUGCAAGUUUUAGGGCAACUGUAUCUGAUGGAACUACUGUUAAAGUGUUAGGUGAUGCACAAACUGGCUAUAUUGUAAAUGUUGUAAGGGAGGAAAAUGAGGAGGCUGUGAGGUUGCCACCUAGCAUCUCAAUCCAAUUGAAAUCUCAUCAGGUUGCAGGCAUAAGGUUUUUGUGGGAAAAUAUUAUACAGUCAAUUACAAAAGUGAGGUCAGGGGAUAAGGGACUUGGUUGCAUACUUGCACAUACCAUGGGGUUAGGUAAAACCCUACAGGUUAUAGCUUUUCUGUAUGCUGCUAUGAGAAGUGUUGAUAUAGGAUUAAAAGCUGCCAUGAUUGUUACACCUGUAAAUGUUUUGCAUAACUGGAGGCAUGAGUUUACAAAAUGGAGACCUACAGAGUUUAAGCCUAUUCGUGUCUACAUGCUUGAAGAUGUCCCAAGGGAUAGAAGACUUGAGUUGCUAAUGAAGUGGAGAGCUAAAGGUGGUGUUUUCUUAAUUGGUUAUACUAAUUUUCGUAAUUUGUCUCUUGGAAAGCAUGUCAAAGAUCGCCACAUGGCUAAGGAAUUUUGUAGGACUCUUCAGGAUGGACCUGACAUACUUGUGUGUGAUGAGGCCCACAUGAUUAAGAACACAAGAGCUGAUACAACUCAGGCCUUAAAGCAAGUGAAAUGCCAGAGGCGAAUAGCAUUAACAGGCUCACCUCUUCAAAAUAACCUCAUGGAGUAUUAUUGUAUGGUUGAUUUUGUGAGGGAAGGAUUUCUUGGCAGCAGUCAAGAAUUUAGAAAUCGCUUCCAAAACCCUAUUGAGAAUGGGCAACACACAAAUUCAACAACAGAUGAUGUAAAAAUCAUGAACCAGAGAUCUCACAUUCUGUAUGAACAACUAAAGGGAUUUGUCCAAAGAAUGGAUAUGAAUGUUGUGAAGAAGGAUUUACCUCCAAAAACUGUUUUUGUAAUUGCUGUGAAGCUUUCUCCUAUGCAAAGGGUACUUUACAAAAAAUUUCUUGAUGUUCAUGGACUCACUGAAGAGAAGGCUUCUCAAGAAAAAACCAGGAAGAGUUUUUUCGCCAGUUAUCAGGCAUUGGCUCAGAUAUGGAAUCAUCCUGGAAUAUUACAACUAAUGAAAGAUAGAAACUUUGGGAAACGUGAAAAUGUUGUUGAAAAUUUUCUUGAAGACAGUUCUAGUGAUGAGAAUUUGGAUUAUACCAUGGCUAAUGGAGAUAAAAUAAGGAACAGAAAAGACCAAUCAACUAGAAAGAAAGUUGGUGGCUUUUUCAAGGAGAAUUGGUGGGGUGAUCUUCUACAGGAGAAUGGUUAUGAUGCUGAAAACAGUGGUAAAAUUGUUUUACUGCUUGAUAUUUUAACCUUGUGUUCUGAUGCUUGUGAUAAGGCACUGGUUUUUAGUCAAAGUUUAGCCACACUUGAUAUGAUUGAAAGACAUUUGUCCAAAUUACCCCGAAAAGGGAAAAGCCGAAAAUGUUGGAAACAGGGAAAAGAUUGGUACAGGCUAGAUGGACGAACUGAAGGAUCAGAGAGACAAAAACUGGUUGAGAAGUUUAAUGAUCCUUCAAAUAAGAGGGUCAAAUGCACUUUAAUAUCAACAAGAGCUGGAUCUCUUGGUAUUAAUCUGUAUGCUGCUAAUCGUGUUAUUAUUGUUGAUGGAUCUUGGAACCCAACGUAUGAUCUUCAGGCUAUUUAUCGAGCUUGGAGAUAUGGACAAACAAAGCCUGUGUUUGCAUACCGUCUAAUGGCACAUGGGACAAUGGAAGAAAAAAUUUAUAAGCGUCAGGUUACAAAGGAGAGUCUUUCAGCAAGAGUGGUUGAUAGACAACAAGUACAUAGAACAAUAUCUAAAGAAGAGAUGCUGCAUCUGUUUGCCUUUGGUGAUGAUGAAAGCCUAAAUACAUCAUAUAAUAAAGUGGACCAACUCGGUGGCAAUGCUGCUACACAAUUCAAUCCUCUUCUUCAUGCAACUGUUUCUUCAGACAAGUUCAUGGAAGUAUUACUCAGUAAACAUCACCCCAAAUGGAUUGCGAAUUAUCACGAACAUGAAAGUCUUCUCCAAGAAAACGAAGAUGAAAAACUAUCAAAAGAAGAACAAGACAUGGCAUGGGAAGUAUACAGAAGAACCCUAGAAUGGGAAGAAGUGCAAAGAAACCCGGUUGAAGGGCCCACACCCGUUUUCAAACCAACCGUCAACGAGGUUGAACCCGAGCCACCGGUCGAACCGGAACCGGAACCGGAACCGGAACCCAGAACCAAGAAACCACCUCGGUGCACCCGGGUGUGUUCAAGGGAUCGGUUUGUGUUAAGAAAAUGCACAAAUUUGGCCCAUAUGUUAACCUUAAGGAGCCAAGGUGUGAAACAAGGGUGCACCACUAUUUGUGGUGAAUGUGGGCAGGAAAUUAGUUGGAAUGGUGUUAAAUAAUAGGUGAAAAAGAGUAGGCAUAUUUUUUUUUGCAUAAUUAUCAAAGAAAAGCUCCAAUUUUUAUUAUUAUACAUUGGACAUGAAGUUAAUUGGAGUUUUAAUGAUGGUGUAAAAGGUUUUUUUGUUAUAUGUUAUUAUGGGAUUUUAGUCCCAUUUUCGAUUUGUAGAAUAUAAAAGGGUCGGUGUUAUAGUCGCU
Molecule: messenger RNA, 4757 nt
Organism: Lactuca virosa
Lineage: Eukaryota; Viridiplantae; Streptophyta; Magnoliopsida; Asterales; Asteraceae
Source: the annotation of a GenBank genome assembly